CGUCACCUGUGCCUCUCCUCCCUCGCCUAUCCAGUAUCCACUCGGCGGCCGUUGCGCAACCACCCAGCAGCCUCGCCUCAUUCGCGCUUCCGCCAUGAGAGCCGCCGCUUGCUUCUUCACCGCCGCCGUCUCCCUCUCCCUCCCCUCCACCCCGACCUCCACUUCGUGCCCACACCGCUGGCGGAGCCCUGCCUUCCUCCGCUGCUCCCCAACUCGCCGCCGAGGGCCGGUCCGGGCACUCGACGAGCGGCUGCUCGAGGCCGCGCCCGCGGAGGCGGAGGCUGAAGGUGUGGAGCCUGGUGUCUCCGAGGGAGAUGGCGGUGAGUACGGAGAAGGGGAUGAAGUGGGGGAGCGAGUGGAGGAGGAGCAGCGGCCGCCGCCGAGGGCCUUCGUGAAGAGCAGGCGGCAGCGGCAGGAGGAGGAGGAUGCGGCGGCGGGGCAAGACCGGUUCAAGCUCAUCAACGGAAAAGAGAUAUUUCAAGAGAAGGCUUAUCUGGUUGGGGUUGAGUGCAAGAGGACUGGAGGAAAUCUCUUUGGAACAGAGGAGUCCCUCAAGGAGCUGGAGCAGCUGGCUGAUACCGCUGGACUGUUGGUUGUCGGCUCGACCUAUCAGAAGCUUUCUAACCCAAAUCCAAGAACAUACAUUGGUUCGGGCAAGGUUUCUGAAAUCAGGAGUGCAAUUCAUGCCCUUGAUGUUGAGACUGUAAUUUUUGAUGAUGAGUUAUCCCCUGGACAACUACGUAACUUGGAGAAGUCAUUUGGUGGGGGCAUCCGAGUCUGUGACCGAACUGCUCUUAUUUUGGAUAUUUUUAAUCAAAGGGCAGCAACACAUGAAGCUGCUUUACAGGUCACCUUAGCACAGAUGGAAUAUCAGCUUCCGAGGUUGACAAAGAUGUGGAGUCACCUUGAACGGCAGGCAGGAGGUCAAGUUAAGGGUAUGGGUGAGAAGCAAAUUGAAGUUGACAAACGCAUCUUGAGAACUCAAAUAAGUACAUUGAGGAAAGAAUUGGAAUCUGUUCGAAAACAUCGAAAGCUGUAUCGCAACCGUCGCCAAUCAGUUCCAAUUCCUGUUGUUUCUCUGGUAGGGUAUACAAAUGCUGGGAAAAGUACACUCUUGAACCGCUUAACUGGAGCUGAUGUGCUUGCCGAGGAUAAAUUAUUUGCCACGUUAGACCCAACAACAAGGAGGGUUUUGAUGAAGAAUGGGACUGAGUUCCUUCUAACUGAUACCGUCGGAUUCAUUCAGAAGUUACCCACCAUGCUGGUAGCAGCAUUUAGAGCAACACUGGAGGAGAUAUCAGAGUCGUCAGUUAUAGUUCAUCUUGUGGAUAUCAGCCAUCCAUUAGCUCAACAACAAAUAGAUGCUGUUGACAAAGUAUUGAAGGAGUUGGAUGUAGAGUCAAUCCCCAAAUUAGUUGUGUGGAAUAAGAUUGACAAUACCGAUGAACCUUUGAGAGUGAAAGAAGAAGCUGAGAAACAAGGGAUAAUCUGCAUAUCAGCCAUGAAUGGUGAUGGCCUGGAAGAAUUCUGUAAUGCAAUCCAAGCGAAGUUGAAAGACUCACUGGUGCCAAUAGAAGCUUUUGUACCGUAUGACAAAGGAGAUCUCCUGAAUGACAUACAUAAGGUUGGAAUGGUUGAACAAACGGAGUACAAGGAAAAUGGGACAUUUGUAAAAGCGCAUGUGCCUCUACCUCUUGCGAGGCUUCUCACACCUCUGCGGCAGCAGGUGGUGGCUGCUCUCUGAUGUGCACGUCCUCCCCCUUGAUGCCAAUGGCACUCACAUAAUUUGCCCGUCUUGUACAAAAUUUAGCCAUAGAUCUUCACUCUUUUUUGAUCUGUGUAGUCAACACAUGUGCACCGAAUUAGAUAGCUGUAUAUAUCCCUAAAAAAACUGUAAAUAUUUUCGGCUAUUUUUUACCUUUUUAUUUCUGAUAAUCAUUGUCAACCUACAGGGCCCACGUAA
This is a messenger RNA of Phragmites australis (common reed), 1963 nucleotides long. RefSeq lists its product as uncharacterized. NCBI's taxonomy places the organism in Eukaryota, Viridiplantae, Streptophyta, Magnoliopsida, Poales, Poaceae. Gene Ontology annotation, molecular function: ribosome binding; GTP binding. The record is from RefSeq and is a predicted model, not a curated record. The transcript has 13 exons. Gene Ontology annotation, cellular component: cytoplasm. Bases 95 to 1744 code for a protein of 549 amino acids.